GGGUGGUGCGGGGCCCGUCGGGAAGAUGGCGGCGGUGAGCGGGGUGGCUCAGGCCCGAGCGGGCUGCCGGGCCGGGUUGACCCGGUACUGUAGGAGGGUGGUGCUGGCACCGUUCUUCGGGUCUGCAGCGUAUUCUUCCGUGCCUGCAGUGAACAGCAGGGAAGGACAGCAGACGGAAGGUUCAGCUAGAAGAAGAGGCAGAACACCACAGUCUGUACGAGCACACAUACCUCCCAGAACUGAGAGGAUGGCUGUUGAUCAGGACUGGAGCAGUGUUUAUCCAACAGCAGCUACGUUUAAACCUGGCUCAGUGCCUCUCCCAGUUCGAAUGGGUUACCCAGUGAAGAGAGGAGUACCCCCAGCAAAAGAAGGAAACUUAGAACUUAUGAAGAUUCCCAAUUUUUUGCAUCUAACUCCUCCUGCAAUUAAGAAACACUGUGCAGCUCUUAAAGAUUUCUGCACUGAAUGGCCAAGUGCUUUGGACAGUGAUGAGAAAUGUGAACAACACUUUCCUAUUGAAAUUGAAACAAUAGAUUACAUUUCUUCAGGAACAUCUAUUCGUAAUCCCAAAGCAAGAGUGGUGACCUUAAGAGUUAAACUUUCCAACCUGAAUUUGGAUGACCAUGCAAAGAAGAAGCUCAUUAAACUUGUAGGAGAGCGGUACUGUAAGGAUACAGAUAUGCUCACAAUUACAACGGACAGGUGUCCACUAAGAAGACAGAACUAUGAUUAUGGCAUACACCUCCUCACAGUUUUGUACCAUGAAUCUUGGAAAACUGAGACAUGGGAGAGUGAGAAGGCUGAAGAAGACAUGGAAGAGUAUAUCUGGGAAAAUAGUCGCUCUCAGAAAAAUGCCCUGGAUACACUGAUUCGAAUAAAAGCCUCAGAGAAUGUCAGUAAUGUAACUAAGGAAGAGCUGCUUGCAUCUGAAGUAGUUAAGGAUUACAGAAACUCUGUAGUUGCACUCAAAAAUGAAGGUGAAACAGAAAAUAACAUGUCUCGGUAUAAGGAAUCUGUGAAGAAACUACUGAAUAUACAAGUUAGCCUGUGAGAGCAGACUUGGCUGAUACACCUGAUUAUUGUGGAAAUAUUAAACUACUGUGUUAAUAUUCCUAUAUGAUAUAAAUGUGUAAUUUUUCAGAACCUUAAUCAAAAACAUGAAACUUGAUGAUGAGUUAAUUUCAAUUAAUCCGUUUUUUUCCACCGGAUUUUCUUGUAAACAGUUUUCCUGUCCAUGACUCCUGUUCUUUAAAUAAAAUAUGUCUUGAGUCAUCUU
Calypte anna (Anna's hummingbird) is the source of this 1276-nucleotide messenger RNA. RefSeq names its product mitochondrial ribosomal protein S35 (gene MRPS35). Gene Ontology annotation, cellular component: mitochondrial small ribosomal subunit. Gene Ontology annotation, molecular function: structural constituent of ribosome. NCBI's taxonomy places the organism in Eukaryota, Metazoa, Chordata, Aves, Apodiformes, Trochilidae. The coding region runs from base 26 to 1051 and encodes 341 amino acids. The record is from RefSeq and is a predicted model, not a curated record. The transcript is spliced from 8 exons. Gene Ontology annotation, biological process: mitochondrial translation.